GUUCUCAAACAGGUGGGGGUUUGUUCAGAUUCAGUCGUCCGUAGAACUUGAAAACGCGCAAAUCGCUUUAAGACUUGGCGAGCGGUAGGGUUUGCCGUUCUAUGUGAGACACAAUAAAAAAGUGAAAUAUAUAAAAAGGAUCUACGAAAAGAUAUACAAGGAACUUUAAAGCACAAUGACGUCCAGCAAGCAGCAGGAAGCUGAGGCGGACAGCGAACAUAAUCCACAAGUAGUAGUUACUCCAACGGGUGCUACACACAGCAUACGCCAUGAUCGCAGCUUAUGGCGAGAUCUGACAGCCUACUGGAUCUUGGGUUUGUGCAAUAAUUAUGGUUACGUGGUUAUGUUAAGUGCAGCGCAUGAUAUAAUAGCGCAGUUCAACGAUGAGCCAGAGUUUAAUGAAGAUGUGGACAGUGGACGAGAAUGUCAUUUGGUAUCAACUGGCGCUAUAUUGCUGGCGGAUGUGUUGCCCUCGCUGUUUGUCAAGAUACUGAUGCCAUUUUUCCCAUUCUGGGUGAACGUGCGCAUAGCCAUCGCUGUGGCUUGCUCAGCGGCAGGAUUUCUGUUGGUGGGCUUUGCCAAUGCGGAGUGGAUGGCGCUGCUGGGAGUGAUCAUUACCUCAGCUAGCAGUGGUAUAGGCGAGACCACCUUUCUGGCCUAUUCGUCGCGCUUUAACAAAAAUGUCAUAUCCACUUGGUCAUCGGGCACAGGCGGUGCUGGUGUCAUUGGCUCCUUGAGCUAUGCCACGUUGCGCUCGUUGAAUGUCAGUCCACGUGAUACAAUGCUCAUCAUGCUGAUCUUUCCCGCCAUUGAAGCUUUCUCCUUCUGGCUGCUGCUGCGUCGGCCGCAAGUGUUGCCUGUCACUGCUGUGGAGUCGACUGAGGAGCUCAUUAGAGACGACAAGCCGCUGGUUGGCUUCAAGGAGAAGAUGUCCUACAUUAAGCAUUUGUUCAAGUACAUGCUACCUCUAUGCCUGGUCUACUUCUUUGAGUACUUCAUCAAUCAGGGCUUGUUUGAACUGGUUUACUUUGAAAACAUCUUCCUGGACAAGGCUGCGCAAUAUCGCUGGCUCAAUGUGGACUAUCAGAUCGGCGUGUUCAUAUCACGUUCGUCUGUGAACAUCUUCCAGCUAAACAAGAUCUGGCUAAUGUCUGUAUUCCAAUUCAUCAAUGUGGCGUACUUCCUGACCGAAGUCAUCUGGUUCUACACGCCCACCAUUUGGCUUGUCUUUGUCAUAGUGCUGUGGGAGGGUCUGCUGGGCGGCGGCGCCUAUGUGAACACAUUCUAUCGCAUGUCCAAAGAGAUACCUGCGGGACGGCAGCAGUUCGCCAUGUCUAUGGUGGUGCAGUCGGACUCUUAUGGCAUUGCGCUCGCCGGCUUCCUGGCCAUACCCGUGCACAAUGCCAUCUGCGGACUGCCCGCUGCGGUGCGAAGUGUCGUCUGGUGAGCAGCAGUAACACCCACAGUG
Drosophila busckii is the source of this 1468-nucleotide messenger RNA. It is a transcript of the gene Cln3, whose product is annotated as battenin. The transcript has 6 exons. Gene Ontology annotation, biological process: regulation of intracellular pH; lysosome organization. Lineage: Eukaryota; Metazoa; Arthropoda; Insecta; Diptera; Drosophilidae. The record is from RefSeq and is a predicted model, not a curated record. Gene Ontology annotation, cellular component: lysosome; membrane. Bases 176 to 1447 code for a protein of 423 amino acids.